AGAAAGGCAAGCGUUUAAUUAAUAAAUAGAUGCGUUUGGUCAACAGCAGCAUAAAUGCCCUUUUCAAUACUGCAUGAGAAGAGCACUGGAGAAUUAUUAGUCCACGACACGUGAGUAAAUGGAGGGCGAUCCUCGAGAGGCGCUGCUGGUGAAGCCUGUUGAAGAAGAUGAGGUUGAUUUGAAGACGAAGCUAUGGGUGGAGAACAAGAAGAUGUGGGUGGUCGCUGGACCGGCCAUUUUCACUCGAUUUUCCACCUUUGGAAUAAAUGUUAUCAGCCAAGCAUACGUGGGCCACAUCGGUGCUACUGAGCUUGCUGCCUAUGCUCUUGUUUUCACUCUCCUUACUCGAUUUGCCAACGGAUUGCUGUUGGGAGCGGCCAAUGGAUUGGAAACGCUGUGCGGGCAAGCUUAUGGCGCGAGGCAGUAUCACAUGCUUGGAAUAUACCUCCAAAGAUCAUGGAUUGUUUUGAUUUUCCUCACCACUGCACUAGUGCCUGUCUAUGUUUUUGCAACCCCUAUCUUGAUAGCCCUCGGGCAGGAUGAAGAUAUUGCAAAAGAGGCAGGGAAGAUCGCCCUCUGGUUCAUCCCGGUCAUAUACUCUUUCAUCGUGUCAUUUACCUGCCAGAUGUACUUACAAGCGCAGAGCAAGAACAUGAUAAUAACAUAUUUGGCGGUGUUAUCCUUGACUAUCCACAUUUUCCUUUCGUGGCUUUUAACCGUGAAGUAUCAUUAUGGUGUACCUGGUGCAAUGGUGUCCACUAUCUUGGCCUACUGGAUUCCAAACAUCGGCCAGCUAAUUUUUGUCACUUGCGGAGGAUGCCCUGAAACUUGGAGUGGCUUUUCGACCUUAGCCUUCAAAGAUCUUUGGCCAGUUAUCAAAUUUUCCAUGUCGUCCGGUGCCAUGCUCUGUCUCGAGCUAUGGUACAAUGCCAUACUGAUCCUUUUGACGGGAAAUUUGAAGAAUGCUAGGGUCGCGGUUGAUGCUCUUUCGAUCUGCCUUAACAUAAAUGGCUGGGAAAUGAUGAUAUCGCUUGGUUUCUUGGCUGCCGCAAGUGUACGGGUCUCAAACGAGCUUGGAAGGGGGGACUCUAAAGCUGCAAAGUUUUCUAUUGUGAAUAUUGUCGUGACUUCAACGUCCAUAGGACUAGUGCUUUUCGUAUUUUUCCUAUUCUUUCGUGAACGUCUAGCUUACAUAUUCACAAACGACGAAGAUGUGGCUGUGGAAGUUGCUCACUUGUCUCCUCUGCUGGCAUUCUCCAUUCUCAUGAAUAGUGUUCAACCAGUUCUUUCUGGCGUCGCAGUGGGGGCUGGGUGGCAGAGCGUUGUGGUAUACGUCAACCUAGGAUGUUAUUACCUGAUAGGAAUUCCUAUCGGGGUCAUACUGGGUUAUGUCAUCAAGCUAGAAGUCGAGGGAGUGUGGAUUGGAAUGCUAAUGGGGACGUUGGUUCAAACUAUAGUACUAAUGAUCAUAACCAAGAGAACAGAUUGGGAUAAGCAGGUCUCAGUUGCACGGACGAGACUGAAACGGUUUUUCGUGGACGAUCAACCAACUGAUGGGUCAUCGGCUCUAUGAAUGUUCAUCAUCUUCUUUUAUUGCAUUGAAUUACAUUGAUGUGGUUGAAACCAUAACUAAGAUUAGUAAUGAUGGGCCUCUGGGAUUUGGAGUCGUUUUUAGUAGUAUCAUUGAUCUCAAACACAUUUGUUGGAACGAAUUUAGCCUCACAAUGAAAAAGACAGUCUAUUUUUACAUAAA
Molecule: messenger RNA, 1753 nt
Organism: Salvia splendens (bonfire salvia)
Lineage: Eukaryota; Viridiplantae; Streptophyta; Magnoliopsida; Lamiales; Lamiaceae
Product: protein DETOXIFICATION 21
Exons: 9
Coding region: 119-1573 (484 amino acids)
Biological process (GO): xenobiotic detoxification by transmembrane export across the plasma membrane
Cellular component (GO): membrane
Molecular function (GO): xenobiotic transmembrane transporter activity; antiporter activity
Source: RefSeq, a predicted model, not a curated record